ACCGUCGUGUUGUUAAUCCACUGAAAACGCCCCCACACGUCUCUCGAACAUGUGUGGUUGAUCUCAGCUACUUCACUUGCUCAGAGGAAAUAACAAUGGAAGCUAAGUUAAAGAAAGAGUUAGGGACAACCGUGCUGAAGUCAACUGGUCACUCAGCAGGUGGAUGCAUCAGCGAGGGACAGAGCUACGACACUGACAAUGGGAGAGUGUUUGUGAAGAUAAACCACAAGAGCGAGGCCAAAUUGAUGUUUGACGGGGAGAUGGCCAGUUUGGAGGCCAUUUUAAAGACAAACACUGUGAAAGUCCCCAGGCCUGUGAGGGUGAUUGAACUUGACAAUGGAGGCUGUGUAUUUGUGAUGGAGCAUAUGGACAUGAGACAUCUUAACAAGUAUACAAAGCACCUGGGAGAGCAGCUCGCUGAUCUGCAUCUUCACAACAAGAGACAGUUAGAAAAACUGAGUAAAGAGCAGCAGACAGUCGGAAAAGGAGCUGGACAGUCAGAGGCAGCUGCGGUUGAGAAAUUUGGCUUUGGUGUAACAACAUGCUGUGGAUAUUUACCACAGAGAAAUGAGUGGCAGGAUGACUGGGUGACAUUUUACGCCCAGCAGAGGCUGCAGCAUCAGCUUAACCUGGUAGAGGAAUCCUAUGGAGACAGGGAGGCCAGAGAACUGUGGGCUAAGCUACAGCUGAAGAUCCCACAGUUUUUCACAGGUGUGGAGAUUGUCCCUGCUCUCCUCCAUGGGGAUUUAUGGAGUGGCAAUGUGGCAGAGUUUGCAGAGGGCCCAGUCAUCUUUGACCCUGCUUCAUUUUAUGGCCAUUCAGAGUAUGAGUUGAGUAUUGCAGGGAUGUUUGGUGGCUUUGACAGAUCUUUUUACUCUGCUUACCAUGAAAAGAUUAUCAAAGCACCAGGGUUUGCAGAGAGAAACCAGCUUUACCAGCUGUUCCACUAUCUGAAUCACUGGAACCACUUUGGUGGAGGAUAUAGAGGCUCCUCAAUAAAGAUAAUGAAGAACUUACUGAAGUAACUGUAGAAUGCACUUCUAAGUAACACUAGUAACAGUUGUAGAAUGCUGCAUGUCUUAAACUUGAGCCAAGUAUCAUAUGUAAUAUAUAUAGAGAGAGUGAGAGAUCAAUGCUAUUUGGACCAAAACUAGGUGAGUCAAGUCAAUUUUAUUUAUAUUACCCAAAAUCAGUGUGUGACUGAUUGCCGAAUAGACCUUACAGGUUGACACUGUAAUAUCUGUUAUAGUGUGUUUAACAUUCAGAAUCAAAUGACAAAAUCAACUAUGCCAGCUUCCUUUCAAAACUUCUCAAAAAUCUGUAUUUUCCAGCAAAAGUCUUAAAUUGAACAAGAAUAUAACUUAGUUCAAUAUUUUUUAUAAUAACUUCCUACAUUCAUUUGUCCGUGUAUCUAUAAUGAAAAUCCUUGAUUGAUGUUGAUGUCACUGUAAUGGAGACUAAUACAGAAGGUAUUCACUGCUUAUCCAUCAAUAAAUGCUGAGCUGAUCAAAA
Molecule: messenger RNA, 1512 nt
Organism: Solea senegalensis (Senegalese sole)
Lineage: Eukaryota; Metazoa; Chordata; Actinopteri; Pleuronectiformes; Soleidae
Product: fructosamine 3 kinase related protein
Exons: 6
Coding region: 96-1025 (309 amino acids)
Source: RefSeq, a predicted model, not a curated record